Molecule: messenger RNA, 450 nt
Organism: Magallana angulata
Lineage: Eukaryota; Metazoa; Mollusca; Bivalvia; Ostreida; Ostreidae
Source: RefSeq, a predicted model, not a curated record
GUUUGUUUCUUUUUUGUCAACAAUUUGAUUCACAAUGUGGACAUUAGUCGCAAUCUCAAUUGUCGUCUGGAGUGUUCAUGUCAAUGGAAUCAAACGUCACCUGUCAGAUCCCAUCGUAAGAAAAGAAUUUGUUGGUUGUUACAUGGAUCAAAGAUCCCGAACCUUGAACGGAAAGAUGACCACCUCUAAAACCAUGACAGUGGACAGCUGCAGAAAAACGUGCACAGAUCUGAGGUUCAAAUACUACGGUGUAGAGUAUAGCUCACAGUGUUUUUGUGGAAAUAAACUAACAAAGUCAGUCAAGAUGAAAGAAAACGACUGUUGGAGUUUGUGCGCAGGUGAUAAAACACAGGCUUGUGGUGGCACAUGGAGAAUUGCCAUUUAUGAAAAUCCUAAAUUCACACCAAGUCGCAUCGUAAGAAAAGAAUUUGUUGGUUGUUACAUGGAUCA